Trypanosoma cruzi is the source of this 1686-nucleotide messenger RNA. RefSeq lists its product as uncharacterized. The coding region runs from base 1 to 1686 and encodes 561 amino acids. Lineage: Eukaryota; Euglenozoa; Kinetoplastea; Trypanosomatida; Trypanosomatidae. The transcript has a single exon. The record is from RefSeq and is a predicted model, not a curated record.
AUGUCUUCUGCCAGCCGUGCGCCAUGGCGACGACUCCUCUUUCUUUUCAUCUCUACACUUUUCUGCGCACUGCGGUCGCCAGCGAUGGCCGACACCGUGACGCUGACGGACCCCACCACGGGUGAAGUGGUUCUGCUGACGUCUGGCAAGUUACACUCCACCGUGGCUUCGUCUUCUUCUGUUGUGGGACUGUGGCCACACGGAGACGGGCGCGAUGAUGACACCGCUUUCUUCAAGAGGGAAGAUGACGCGUACGAGGAGUGGACGAAGAAGAAGAAAAAACAGAUGCAGUGGGAGCAACAGCAACGGAAAGAAAACGAGAAAGAAGGCAAAGAGAGUGACAACAAGGAGAGUCCCAAGAAGGCGUCGAGAUCAAAGUUAGAGGAGUUUUCCGCGGAGGCUGUGAAGUCCCGUAGUAAAGCCCGUCGCCAACACCUCAACGAACUCAAAAACAUCUCUUCUUUUGAAAUUGCAUGGAGUGACGUCCGCGCUGACUCUGAUCGUGUGGAAAAAUUUCUCCAUGACUUUUCCUCCUCCGCUCCCGAUGGAGCUCCCGGAGGUGGCCCUGAAGAACAGUACACUCAUCUCCUGAAAACCGUGUUCCGUCAUACAGUGAGAAACAUGACAAGUAAAGAGGGGUUCCUGUGGAUUGAAAAGCGGAUGUGUGCCCUCCCGUACCCGAUGGUUCUUGAAGGGAAAGUCGUGGAGCGUGUUGAGCGGGAAGUGCGAGAAAUUAAGGAGCGCAUGAAUAAGUUGGACUUGGCAUGGCGCGCUGCGAAUAUAACUGAAAAUCUGGAGGAUAUUAACUCCACCAUGAUGCAGAUUAGAGAAAGUCUCAGUGAAUCUGAAGAAAUUAUCAACGCCAGCAGAGAGGCACACAAGAUUGUUCUUGAGCUUGUGCUUCCGCUCAUACCAAAUACUCGCCAGAGUGUCGCUAACCAGCUACGGGAGAUCAAUGCCAAGAUUGUAGGAAAUGACGAAUCCACCGCCCUCUUGCGUCAGCAGUUGAAGGAAUGGACUCGGCGCAAAAGUAUUCUCAAGACCUCUAAUGAAAAGAUAAUGAAUGUGGAAUUGGAACUACGCCGGGCUGUGUAUAGUAACUCGCUGCUGUCUGAGAGGGAUUUUAUUUUCUCUCUUGCUCUGAUUGCUAGGGCACGUCUGGGACAAAACACAGGAAUUGAAAUUGUGGAUGUGGUCACGGGCCUUGGGACAUGUGUCUCGCUCACCGCCGCUCAGGAGGCGGAGUUGAAAGAAACCCUCUCCUACCCGCUUGGAAUCACUCUGCUGACCGUCGGUAGCGUCGGUUGGGUGAUGUUGGAAGCACGCGCCUUUUGGUUGAAGCGGGUGCGGAAGUCAUUGGCUUCUUUGCAGCAUCCGCCUGACGUGGGCGGCCAUCCGCGUAGGCAAGUUUCUUUUGUGCGUCUCUGUCUCCGAGUGAACCUGCUGCUGGAGGCGAUGGUCCCGUUAGUAGUCCCAUCAUUUCUUCUUUACAGUGCAGUUAACAAAAAAAAAGGGGAGGUUUCUCUCUAUUCCAUUCUUCUUUUUUCAAGGCCGGCCCAACGGCUUGCAAUGUUUGGGGUGGCAGUUGCGUUCUGCAUCCUGAGCAUCCUCGUGUCGUCACUGGUGGGUGCGCUGUACAGGUAUGCGUCGGCCUCGUCGCCGCGGCGGAAGGUGAAAAAGAACUGA